Molecule: messenger RNA, 2133 nt
Organism: Talpa occidentalis (Iberian mole)
Lineage: Eukaryota; Metazoa; Chordata; Mammalia; Eulipotyphla; Talpidae
Gene: LTBR
Product: lymphotoxin beta receptor
Exons: 10
Coding region: 185-1441 (418 amino acids)
Biological process (GO): immune response; positive regulation of canonical NF-kappaB signal transduction; hematopoietic or lymphoid organ development
Molecular function (GO): ubiquitin protein ligase binding
Source: RefSeq, a predicted model, not a curated record
CCACUUCCUGAGCCUGGCGCUGGAGCCCUGGAGGCCAGGCCCGGCCGCUGCGGGCCCCCGGGGGCACUUCGGCCCUUUGUUCAGUCCCAGCCCUUGGGCUCCGGAGGCUGCUGCCACCAUUGCCCAGGACAUCCAGGGCCCCAUCUUCCUCCCAGGCCUGCACCCAUCUGAUUGACUGGCCGCCAUGCGCCUCCCCGGGGCUGCCUCCCCCUGCGGCCUGGCCUGGGGGCCACUGGUACUGGGCCUCUGCAGUCUGCUGGCAGCAUCCCCAACCCGGCUGGUGCCCCCAUACCACAUGGAGAACCAAACCUGCCAGGACCAAGAAAAGGAGUACUACAUGACCAAGCAUCGGGUCUGCUGCUCCCGCUGCAAACCAGGAACGUAUGUCUCUGCUGAAUGUAACCUCAACAAGGACACAACUUGCACCACAUGCCCUGAACAUUCCUACAACGAGCAUUGGAACCAUCUCUUCAUCUGCCAGAUGUGCCGGCCCUGUGAUCCUGUGCUGGGCUUCGAGGAGAUCCUGCCUUGCACUAGCAAACAGAAAACUCAGUGCCGCUGCCAGCCAGGAAUGACCUGCUCUUUCCUGAACCAUGAGUGUACACACUGCGAGCCACUCCCAGACUGUGAACCUGGCACUGAAACCCAGCUGAAAGAUGAUGUUGGAGAAGCUACCGGCUACUGUGUAGCCUGUAAGGCAGGAUAUUUCCAGAAUACCACCUCCCGCGGUGCCCGCUGCAGGCCCCACACCAGAUGUGAGGACCAGGGCCUGGUGGAAGCAGCCCCAGGCACCGCCCAGGCUGACACCAGCUGCAGAAAUGCACCAGAACCACCUGAGAUGACAGGAACCAUGCUGCUGCUGGCCAUCCUGCUGCCCCUGGCCUUCUUCGUGCUGCUCACCAUUGUCUUCACCUGCAUCUGGAAGAGCCACCCCUCUCUCUGCAGAAAGCUGGGAUCUCUGCUCAAGAGGCAUCCAGAGCAGGUGGAAGCUGAUGGAAGCUGGGAGCCUCCAAGGAUCAACCCACAUUUCCCUGACCUGGUAGAGCCACUUCUGCCCCUGUCCGGAGAUUUGUCCCUGGCCUUGACCAGGCACCCAGCAGCCUCAGUUGUGGAGAAGGAGGUGCUACAGCAGCAAAGUCCUCUGGUACAGGCCGGGGAGAUGGAGGCUGAGCCUCCAGAGCAAGGCCAACUGGCCCACGGUACAAACGGUAUUCACGUCACUGGCGGGUCUGUGACUGUCACUGGUAACAUCUACAUCUACAAUGGGCCAGUCCUGGGGGGAGGACGGGGCCCCGGUGACCCCACAGCUGCUCCGGAGCCUCCAUACCCCAUCCCGGAAGAGGGUGCCCCUGGCCCUCCAGGGCUCUCUACACCCUUCCAGGAAGAUGGCAAAGCUUGGCACCUGGCGGAGACAGAAACCCGGGGGUGCCAUGCCCUCUAACAGGACCAAGGACCCAAUUUGUCACCCAUGUCUGAUGGUGUCUGGGAAAAGCCAGGAGAAGGGAGAUUCAAGAGCACCCUCUCCCCAAGCUGCCCCACCCACACAGGAUUGACAGAGGACCUGGGUAGGCCCGAGGGGCAGAGCCCUAGGGGGCCAGGCCUCUGACACCUCUCUGAGAGCAAGACUGGCACUGGCUGGGAACGGGGCCGAAGAAGGACUCUCACCACUGCCUGAGCAAGUCGGAGACUUCAAUGCAGACACCCCUGCUCACUGGGGCUGUGCCAGCUCCGCUUAGGCACAGGUGGGGCCUGUAGCCCUCACUGCUGCCCACACGGCACUCUGCACCCUAAGCCUGCCACAGAAGAGAGCCGGCCACACGGUCCCUUGUGAGGACAUCACUGGGACUUCUAAGGGAUUCGUGGUGCUCAUCCCCAAGCUUUGGAGGCCCUCGGAGGGCCCGCAUUUUACAAGGACUGAGGUAGUCCCUCUAUAACGUUGGCAUUGCGUGAAGGAACCCCGCCCCAUCCCAGAGUCGAAAGGGUUUCUGGACAGACUGGGAGUUUGGUUUGGGAUUCUAGGGAUAAGGGGGAGUUGCGGAGGGGGAGGAAAAUAGUAAGUGUAUUUAUCAAGUGUAACCACAUGCAAAUAAAGAAGAGACUGAGAUCUAGACUAUUUUCUUGGGAUUUAUAUAG